GAGGCGCGCCGCCGCCCGCCCGCCCGCCCGCCGCGUCCUCCGCCGCUGCUAGCGCCCGGCCCCCGGUCGCCCGUCGCGCUCGGCCCCGAGGGCAUGCGGCAGCAGCAGCGGUCCCGGUUCCCGGGCUCGGCGGUGCGGGCGAGCGUGAGCGGAUGUUCAGUUCUUCUCCACAAUGAAUGAGUGUUACUAUGAUAAGCGGAUGGACUUUUUUUAUAAUAGGAGCAACACUGACACUGCUGAUGAGUGGACAGGAACGAAGCUUGUAAUUGUUUUGUGUGUUGGAACAUUUUUCUGCCUGUUUAUCUUUUUUUCUAAUUCUCUAGUCAUCGCAGCAGUGAUCAAAAACAGAAAGUUUCAUUUCCCCUUCUACUACCUGUUGGCUAACCUAGCUGCUGCAGACUUCUUUGCUGGAAUUGCCUAUGUGUACCUGAUGUUUAACACUGGCCCAGUUUCAAAAACUCUGACUGUCAACCGGUGGUUUCUCCGCCAGGGACUUCUGGACGCUAGCUUAACAGCCUCCCUGACCAAUUUGUUGGUUAUUGCCGUGGAAAGGCACAUGUCAAUCAUGAGGAUGCGGGUCCACAGCAACCUGACCAAAAAGAGGGUGACUCUGCUCAUCUUGUUCGUCUGGGCCAUCGCCAUCUUUAUGGGGGCUGUCCCCACGCUGGGCUGGAAUUGCCUCUGUGACAUCUCUGCCUGCUCUUCCCUGGCCCCCAUUUAUAGCAGGAGUUACCUCAUUUUCUGGACUGUGUCCAACCUCAUGGCCUUCUUCAUUAUGGUUGUGGUAUACCUGCGGAUCUACAUGUACGUAAAGAGGAAAACCAACGUCUUGUCUCCGCAUACGAGUGGGUCCAUCAGCCGCCGGAGGACACCCAUGAAGCUAAUGAAGACGGUGAUGACUGUCUUAGGGGCCUUCGUCGUGUGCUGGACGCCCGGCCUGGUGGUUCUGCUGCUCGACGGCUUGAACUGCACGCGGUGCAACGUGCAGCACGUGAAAAGGUGGUUCCUGCUGCUGGCGCUGCUCAACUCCGUCAUGAACCCCAUCAUCUACUCCUACAAGGAUGAGGACAUGUACAGCACCAUGAAGAGGAUGCUCUGCUGCUUCUCGCAAGAGAAGAACCCGGAGAGGCGGCCUUCCCGCCUCCCUUCCAUGGUCCUCAGCCGGAGCGACACGGGGGGCAGCCAGUAUAUGGAGGAUAACAACCGAGGCCCCGUCUGCAACAAAAGCAGCUCGUAGGCUGCGACGCCCCUCCGCCCACCCCGGCCUCCUAGGGGAGAAGAGGUAUUCGGAAUGGUUACCUGCCUCCAACAAAGCCUGCGUACAGUGUUAUUUGAGCGCUUAAUGAAUCAUUGGGAAGUUUGUUUUAAAAAUUGUUUUACGUCAAGUAAAAGCACGGGCAGAAGAGAGAGGACACGUGCAUUUAGAGAGAAUGCACAGAAAGAGGGACGGCAGCACAAUGGAUCCCCACCUGAGGCCCCGUGGCCUUCUCGGAGCACCGCCACCGCCCACCAGGCUGUGCGUUCUGGUCUCUGCCGCCAUCUUGUAGGCAUUCUCUCUUGUUUUCAAAGGAUGUUGUUAAAGGGCUUAGGCCAAAAUAAAUAAAAACGUUACUUGAGCCACUAUCCGUAGCUGCUUGGAAAGCGUAUGUAGUUCUUUCUGCAUGCAUUUGAAAUUUUAAAAAAUGCUUCAGCAGUGAUAUUUUUCUCCUCAAGCAAACCAUGGCCAGUAGCUAGGUGUUCAAUAGAAAUCUCAAAGUAAGACGUCAGUCAGGGCUCCAGAUUAAUUAACUUGAUCUUUAACUGAAAGGACAGUCUGAGGAAAAAAAGAUUUACUUCAAUAACAAAAAAGGUAAACACGAAAAGCUCUACUUGCAGCGAAAAAAGAGGCCUUGAUAUCGUCCUCUCAGUGUGCAUGCUUGUGUAUCCACACCUGCAUAUUGACACACUUCAAAUUUGUAUUGAAAGACAUCACAGGUAGUGAUGGUGAAAUAAAUUCACUGGCCACCUAGACUUUUCAGUCUAGGACUAAUAGCUGUAGAAAUGACCUCUUAUGCUCUCUAAUAGCAAGGGGUGAUUUAUUUGAAAACAGACAUUCAGCAGGGUGAAAAGUCUAUUAGCAUUCGGGCUGAGUUCCUUGCAUGUAGGAUCGAAUAUGAGCUCAAUUGAGUCAGUCUAUCCAGUUUCCUCCAUACCCUGGUAAGUUGUCAGAUUUAAUAUAUAGAGUCAUUUUCACAUCUCAUAUUUUACCUACAAUUAUUGACAUAUUUCCAGUACUUGUUUUACUUAUGGACUGCAUUUUUAUUUGGGUUCUAUUUAAAAUUUUUCUCCUUCCAAGACCUAAGUAACAUGAAAGGCAAGUCAGUAAGAAAAGCUUUAUGCAUGUAGGCUACUGGCCAGAGUUUUCUAUGUAAAGCAUGUAGAUUAUAUUCUGAUUUUAACAUAAGAAUAACUUCAAAGCAGAUAUUAUAGUAUUUAUGUAGUUUGCAAAAGAAGUUUACAUUUUUUUUUUUUGCUAUUGUGAUGUAACAUUUUUGUGCAAGAACUACUUGUAAUAAAAGAAUUUGAGAAGUCAUGCUUUUAGAUAUAAUGACCUAAAAUAGAGAGUAGUAUGAUUUGAAGGUAUAGAUUUCACAAACUGUGUAGUAAGUGGAUCUAUCUGAAGCUUAUACCAAAGCUAUCUAUAAAAUAAAAUAAAAAGAGAAUCUGUUUUCUCUUGUU
Molecule: messenger RNA, 2718 nt
Organism: Cervus elaphus (red deer)
Lineage: Eukaryota; Metazoa; Chordata; Mammalia; Artiodactyla; Cervidae
Gene: LPAR3
Product: lysophosphatidic acid receptor 3
Exons: 3
Coding region: 173-1237 (354 amino acids)
Biological process (GO): G protein-coupled receptor signaling pathway
Cellular component (GO): membrane
Molecular function (GO): lysophosphatidic acid receptor activity
Source: RefSeq, a predicted model, not a curated record